AUGACAAAUAUUAACUGCACCUCAUAUGAUGAAACUUAUACUUCGUUUGAGUACUGCUUUUUGAAGUCUGUGAAUAGAACAUACAAGUAUGCAUCCUUACGAGCAAAACUGUACAGUGUGCCUGUUUACAAAUUUAAAUUGAAUUUCGCGAUUUAUCAACGGCUCAACGGAUAUAAACCAUUUCUCUAUAAUGUUACUGUUGAUGGAUGCAAGUUUUUAAAAAACCAAAAGUCGUCUCCAAUAGCUUCAUUUAUUUACAACCUUUUUGCUUCCUACUCUAAUUUGAAUCACACUUGCCCCUAUGAUCAUGACAUCAUGGUGGAAAAAGUGCCGUACUCUUUCGUGGAACAACAAUUGACGCAUAAUUUACCAUUUCCCAAAGGAGCCUAUGGAUUCUAUAGUGAUUGGUAUAAUGAAAAAAUAAAACGAGCAUCCGUAAAUGUGCAUUGUACACUAACCUAA
Drosophila ficusphila is the source of this 462-nucleotide messenger RNA. RefSeq lists its product as uncharacterized. Lineage: Eukaryota; Metazoa; Arthropoda; Insecta; Diptera; Drosophilidae. The transcript is spliced from 3 exons. The record is from RefSeq and is a predicted model, not a curated record. The coding region runs from base 1 to 462 and encodes 153 amino acids.